AUGAAUAUUACUGAUGGAUAUUCAGACAAGUUAUUCAAAUUUCUAUAAAAAUCAAUUAUGUAGAAUUACAUUAAAUCUCUUAAUUUAAUCAAAAACCCACAAUUAUUUAUCAUUUUUCACCAAAUCUAAUCAGAAAACAAAUUAGAUGAAAGAAUUAUUUCUUUGUAUAAAGGAUAAGCAGGAAUCGAAUUAGGAAAUAAUUGUUGGGAACUAUUUGUUUUAGAACAUCGGAUUUAAGUAGAUGGGUAUAGUAUAUAAGUUAAGAAAUUGGGAAUUAUCGAUGAUGCAUUUCAGAAUUUCUUUUCAGAAACUGGAAAUAACAAACACUCCCAAAGAUCUUUAUUUAUUGAUUUAGAUAGGAAUACUAUUGAUGAAUUGAAAAGAAGCCAAUUUAGAGAAUUAUUUAGACCUUAAUAAAUGAUUUUAGGAAAGGAUAGUGCUAUAGACAUUUAUGCAGGAGGCUACUAUGGAGUUGGAAAAAAAUAUUAUAGAUGCCGGAAGAUUGCAUGGGUUUUUAGGGAUUUAUAAUAUUUCAUUCUGUUGGAGGAGGUACUAACUCUGGAUUUGCAUAUUUAUUAUUGGAAGCAAUACGCAAUACACGAAGAAUUUGGUAAGCAAUCAAUCAAUAGCGUUGCUACUUUUCCAUCUCCUUAAAUUGAAUCAUCUAUAAUUGAACCAUACAAUACAUAUUGUGUGAAAGUGCAUUAAAUGAUCAUAACGAUGUCUUUAUCUUAUUAGAUAAUGAGGCCAUCUAUGAUAUUUGCAAUAGGCAUUUGGAGACAGAAAGGUGUUCUUAUACAAAUUUAAAUGGAAUUAUAGCUUAGGAAUGUUCAACUUUAACACUUUCAUUAGGAUUUGAUGGAUAGUUGA
Molecule: messenger RNA, 870 nt
Organism: Paramecium tetraurelia
Lineage: Eukaryota; Ciliophora; Oligohymenophorea; Peniculida; Parameciidae
Exons: 3
Biological process (GO): microtubule cytoskeleton organization; mitotic cell cycle
Cellular component (GO): cytoplasm; microtubule
Molecular function (GO): structural constituent of cytoskeleton; GTP binding
Source: RefSeq, a predicted model, not a curated record